Messenger RNA from Penicillium brevicompactum, 663 nucleotides. RefSeq names its product yippee/mis18 family protein. The transcript has a single exon. The coding region runs from base 1 to 663 and encodes 220 amino acids. NCBI's taxonomy places the organism in Eukaryota, Fungi, Ascomycota, Eurotiomycetes, Eurotiales, Aspergillaceae. The record is from RefSeq and is a predicted model, not a curated record.
AUGCCGAAAGAGCGCAAGUCUCUCCAGUUCCCCAAGUUCCUGAUCCCUUCCAUCUUUCCGAAAAGAACUGCGGGGCAUCCAGACUCCGCACCAAAGUACCUCGAUGGCCAUGCCUCAUACCUACGCUGCGCCGGCUGCGCCUCCCACCUCUGCCUAACCUCUCAAAUAAUCAGCAAAGGGUUCACGGGCCGCCACGGUCGAGCAUACCUAGUCUCAGCGGAGCCCGUAGCCACAGCCGUCUCAGUCUGCUCGUCAUCCUCGCCCACAGUCUCACUACCCAACACCACACUACAACAUCCGGUACCUCGUCAGCUUGUGACAGGUGCACACACCGUCAGCGAUGUAAGCUGUCGGUUCUGUGACAACGUUCUAGGCUGGAAAUAUGUCGCAGCAGAGGAAGAAUCCCAGCGUUACAAAGUGGGGAAAUUUAUCCUGGAAACGAAGAAGAUAAUCACCGCCUCGUGCUGGGAGUCGCCGCCGAAUGUACAUACUAAUGCGGAGGAAGAUCGCUCGGGGGCCGAGUCGGGUCCUACGGAGGCUGAGUUCGAUAGUCAGGAUGAGGACGAGUGUGAAGAUCUCUUUGCUGGGAUCUGGAGCCCUGGCCUGGCUGCGCGACGGAGAAAUCGCAAGGUUGAUCGCCGGCCUGCUAUGUUCGGAAUCUAA